Messenger RNA from Girardinichthys multiradiatus, 2607 nucleotides. Its product is annotated as E3 ubiquitin/ISG15 ligase TRIM25-like. Bases 549 to 2180 code for a protein of 543 amino acids. The transcript has 6 exons. Gene Ontology annotation, molecular function: zinc ion binding; protein binding. The record is from RefSeq and is a predicted model, not a curated record. Lineage: Eukaryota; Metazoa; Chordata; Actinopteri; Cyprinodontiformes; Goodeidae.
AGGGUGUACCCUGCCUCUCGCCCAUAGUCCGCUGGAGAUACAAUACCUUAAAAAUUUUGGUAAACAGUUGAAUGAGUUAUAAUCUUCAAAUAAUUUAAAUGAUCUGAUUAAGCUUGUAGUAAUCAUUUCAACUUGUGACCAUACUUUCUCAGAUUUAUUAGAAAGAUGUGUAUUUUUAUGGCAAUCAUCAUCAUAAAGAUAAAAAUUACAAUACUUUCUCAUGAUUUUGAGAGAGGGCAAUAUUUGUAGCUAAGUGAUAAUUAUGAGACAGCUAAUUAAUAAUUAUCAGAUAGUAUAUUGCAGUUUUGAGUAAGCUGUCGCAUAUGAGUGGCUUGGUCAAAAUUUUAAAAUAGAAUAUUUUUUCCAAUGCAGUGGAUAAAAAGGGGUCUUUGCUCUCCUGCUUUCACUUCAGAGAAAGAGAAAGUGAAAGUUACUGGGCAGCAGUGCUUGACAAAUCAGCAUAUUCUCUUCAAGGAAUGGAGCCCCUCCCAGUGUUUCCAGCUUUUUCUUUUAUGAGAAACUGAAACCUACCAAAUGCAGUAAAGAAAAUGGCAGGGAAAAGUGAAGCACCGGAUUCUUUGUGCUGCUCUAUAUGUCUGGAGGUGUUGAAGAACCCUGUGACUCUUCACUGUGGCCACAGCUACUGCAUGGAUUGUGUAAAUAACUACUGGGACUUGAAGGAUCAGAAGGGUGUUUGCAGCUGUCCUCAGUGUAGACAUGCCUUCAGCUCAAGACCUGUACUGAACAAGAACACCGUGCUGGUUGAUUUGAUCGAAAAAAUGGCAGAUUCAGAGCGAACGACCACUUUAGGGGAGUACGAAGCCGGUCCAGGAGAAGUGGAGUGUGAUUUCUGCACUGUGAAGAAGCUAAAGGCUGUCAAAACCUGCUUGGUUUGCCUGGCCUCUUAUUGUGCUACACAUAUCCAGCCUCACUACAGCUCUGCUGCUUUCAAAAGGCACCAGCUGGUGGAGGUGUCAGCCUCCAUUCAAGAGAAGAUCUGCUCUAAGCAUGACAAGCUGCUCGAAGUGUACUGUCGCAGUGAUGAUGAGUGCAUUUGCCUGCUUUGUGUCAUGGAUGAGCACAAAGGUCAUGACACUGUCUCAGCUGCAGCAGGCAGGAAAGACAAACAAAAACUAUUUGAAGAAAAGAAACAAAGAUACCACCAAGGAAUUGGAGAAAAAGAGAAGCAGUUGCAACAGCUGAGACAGAGAAUGAAAGCAAUGGAGCUUUCCAGAGAUGCAGCACUUGAUCAGAAUGAGAAGAUCUACCUUGAAAUUGUCUCAAUGGCAGACAAAAGACUUUCAGUUGUGAAGGAGCUAAUCAUGCAACAGGAAAAGGCAACCUCUGGUCAAACAGGGGCACUCAUUGAUCGCCUUGAGAAGGAGAUUAGAGAUCUGAGGAGGAGAGAAGACAAACUGAGGAAGCUGUCUUUAACUGAGGAUAACAUUUAUUUCUUGCAGCACUGCAAGCCUAUUUUUGACAGCACAAAACCAGACAUGGGCCUGAACUUAAACCUCCAACACAAACCCUUUGACUUUGUGACAAAGGCUAUGUCAGACUUCAGAGACAAAAUGGAAACAUUGACAACAGCUAUGGCGGAAAUGUCAGAGAACAUGAAAAUUAAUCCAGAUCCAAAGACAAGACAGGAAUUGUGCAUGUAUUCCUGUAGCUUGAGUUUGGAUCCCAACACAGCUUUUGAGAACCUGUUGCUCUCUGAUGGAAAUACCAAGGUAACUUGGACCAAGAAAGCCCAGGAGUACCCCUACCACCAGGAGAGAUUUACCAAAUACGACCAAGUGUUGUGCUCUGAAGGUUUGUCUGGUGUUUGCUACUGGGAAGUUGAAUGGAAGGGGCCCAGAGUCGAGGUGGCUGUGUGCUAUAAAGGCCCAAAUAUGGAGGAAAGUUGCUUUGGAUACAAUGAGCAGUCCUGGAGUAUUUGCUUUACAAACUCUGGAUGCACGUUUUGGCACAAUGAAUUAAAAACCAAAGUUCUUGCCCCCCGUUCUUCCACUGUGGGAGUGUAUUUGAACCAUAAAGCUGGAAGUCUGUCCUUUUACAGUGUAUCUAGCUCUGGACAACUGGAGCUCCUUCAGAAAGUUCUGACCACGUUCUCCCAGCCUUUGUACCCUGGCUUUAUGGUGUCCAGAGGAGCUUCAGUUAAGUUAAUAAAGCAGCAGUAAAAUAACUAAAUAGAAGACUGUCACAUCUGGUCAUUUCAAUUAGGUAGUUCCAAGAUUCUAACAAAUUUUUUUCAACACUGAAAACAUACAUUGUUAUAUGCUUAACUCUAGAUAUAGAGUUAACUGUGUGAACUGAAAGAAGUAUAAUAAUGUAAUUUUGGUCAAGUAGUUCUGAUUACUCUGCCGUUGUAUUUCCCGUUAAAUACAGAGGCACACAAGACAAAAGCAACAAUAUCUGUACAUAAAUCUUACCUAAAUUACAAAUAUUACCACAUAUAUCCUGUGUUAGGAUACAGUGUAUAAAUAAACUUUACUCUCAGCUACGAAUUUUCUUGUUCACAACUGUGCUGAAAAAAGCCAAAAUUGUAUACAAUAGUUGAAAAACAUGAAUAAACAAAUAAAUAAAUGAGACUUGCCUUUAAUUACA